AUGCCCAACAUUGCUACUAUCGCCAAGUUCAUUCAAAAUGAACUUGACGCCGAACGCGAGAAAGUAGCCUUGCUUCACCAACAAGGUUCUCAACAAGCAGAGUUGUUGAGAGAACAGAAUGCUCAACAGUUUGAACUGUUGAGACAGCAGCAGGCUGCUGCUGGUGGGUCGAUGCACUCGCGUCGACCCGAGAUCUUGAAGAUUGACAUCUCCAAGUAUAGGGGGGUCGAAGAGGACUCCCUCUUGAGAUGGUUCGUCGAAUUAGACGACGCCAUAAGGGCGCGUCGCAUCGACGACGGGGAUAUGCAAGUUGCUUUUGCCCAGUCAAAUCUGGCAGGAUGUGCCAAGACUUGGGCACUGGGGCUCAAGUUGCACAACCCAUAUGCGUUUGGGUCGUUGGAAGUUCUUCAAGUCGCGGCUCAGACAAACGUUUGA
Molecule: messenger RNA, 435 nt
Organism: Peronospora matthiolae
Lineage: Eukaryota; Oomycota; Peronosporomycetes; Peronosporales; Peronosporaceae
Source: the annotation of a GenBank genome assembly